This is a messenger RNA of Penaeus monodon (black tiger shrimp), 1158 nucleotides long. RefSeq lists its product as uncharacterized. The record is from RefSeq and is a predicted model, not a curated record. The transcript is spliced from 11 exons. Lineage: Eukaryota; Metazoa; Arthropoda; Malacostraca; Decapoda; Penaeidae.
AUGACUUUAUAUGAUUACGAUUACACUUUGCACCUUCUACAAGACGUCAUCAAGCAGUUAGGGGAUAAUGGAUCGAGGUCUGAUAGGAUGUUUACGGAUAUAAUAGUCACCAUUUAUGUUAUUCUGGUGCUGGGUCAAUCCUUGCGACUGAGUCGGCAUCAAUGGGCAGAAACAGCAGACUACCCUGUCCCUCUGAAAGCUGUGUAUAUUUGUCUGACUUACCAUAGAACAUUUGAACGUGGAUUAUUAUUAGAAGAGGCCAUAGGAUACCUCGCUGAAACAAAAGCUUCAGGAGUCAAGAAAAUACAUUUGGAUCUGUGUGUUGCAGUGGUGCACCUCUUUAGAAAUUGCCCCACAACCAUUUUUAGAUAUGAAGACCAUGAGGAAGUUCAGUGUAGUCGUUGGAGGUCAUAUAGUUUAUGUGGAUUUCUUAGGAAUUGCAGCAAACACUCUACGUGUAUUAACUAUCAGUGUGUAUGUGAUGAGGGCUACUACCAGAUAGACUCUUCCUGUCGUAAAGUGCAGUUACAGCCAGUGAUGGGGACCUGCAGAGAAGCAGGGCAAGCAGUAUGGUUGUGUGAUGUCAACAAACAUUCUGUAUGCAUAAAUAACAUUUGUGUUUGUGCAAAGGGUUACGUCCCAACCUCAGAUGGAUUAUGUGAGCCACAGGAAUUGUACAGGAAGAAUUAUGGUCUCUCUGGUGAAAAUUAUCGUGUCAAACCUGGGAAUACUGCAUAGAAUCUGCAGAUGUAUGAAGGACAGGAGUGUGAGAGAUUUAAAUGCAGGUGUCCCAUUGCUUGUAGGCAUGACCAAAGAAAAGAUGUUUGUGACUGUGGGAAGGUUGAAUCACAGAUAGGACCAAUUAUUCUUGGGAUUUUUCUUGGCUUGUUUGUCAUUUUAUUUGGUGCUACACAAGAAAAUGAUGAGACAGUUUUCGUCUCCACAGCAAAUGACAACGAGUAUGUGCCACCUUCAUUGCACUCUCACCAGUCCAUUACCUUCCAUCACAAACUGAAACAACGGGUUGAUGGCCACUGCAUCACUGCCAGCAGAAACAAGCUGGGCACUCCUAUUCCAGAAGGACCACUGGCACCUUUGCAAACCUAUUCCAUAAAUCCCCCAACAGCACCAAAUGACCCUCAGCACCACAUCCGGUAG